This is a messenger RNA of Zophobas morio, 2914 nucleotides long. RefSeq names its product serine protease inhibitor 28Dc. Gene Ontology annotation, molecular function: serine-type endopeptidase inhibitor activity. Lineage: Eukaryota; Metazoa; Arthropoda; Insecta; Coleoptera; Tenebrionidae. The coding region runs from base 166 to 1866 and encodes 566 amino acids. The record is from RefSeq and is a predicted model, not a curated record. The transcript has 4 exons.
UGGAUUCAUUUCUAAUCAGAUUAUUAUAGGUUGCGGUGUUAGUGCUGUGUGGUACUCUGUGUUCUUGAAAAUUUUGUUUCAAAAAGAAUUUGAGUGAAUGAAACAUGUGUUAAUUCCGACAUAGAUUUAUAUUUGUUAAGUUCCAAUUUCAACGGUCAACUCAAGAUGUGGUACAAGAAAAUUAUUAUUAUUUCAACACUUAUCCCGCUGUUCAACAGUCAAUUGUAUUUCCCAGACGAACAAACAGGUGGUUUUAAGCAAAUGCAAAAUGGUCGAGAAUUCGCAGCGGCAUCACCGGUUUCACCAUCAUUUAUAAACAAUUUAACAGAACUCCGAGGCACCUCAGUCUAUGAACAAUACGUAGAUAAAAUUAUAGCAUCAGGAGUACUUAAACUAACUCUGGAUGUACAGAAGGCACUUAUUGCAUCAUCACCAAUCGACUACAAUAACAUUGUUUACUCUCCAGUAAAUAUAGCUGGUGCGUUAGCUUUAGUUUUGUUAGGAUCAAACGGCAAAACCUUUGAAGAAGUUUCAACUAUAAUGGGUUUAGCAACAGGAGUUGACAUUCAAAGCAAAUCUCAAAUAGUUCAUGAACAAUUUGGCAGAAUGCUAGAAAAGCUGCAAACAACGUCCGGCUUUGACAUUGGUCGUCAAGUCAAUUUUGCAACAGCAAUUUUUGUGCAAAACAACUAUCCGAUUAGACAAAUCUAUAAACACACAGCCGAAGCAGUGUAUGACAGCGAGGUCUUAAAUGUCGAUUUUGCCAGCAAUCCAGGAGCUGCACAACAAAUAAUAAAUGCAUGGGUGUCCGAAAGAACGAAAGGAAAAAUCAACGAUAUUUUAGGUGAACUUCCAUCUGGGGAUACGAAAGUGAUUUUAGCGAGUGCCAUGUACUUCAAAGCGGAGUGGGAAAAACCAUUCUUCGACGGUACCACGAAAAGGAAACCGUUCUACACCAAUGGUAGACACGUGAAAAGUGACGUUAUGGUGGAAAUGAUGUCAAACGGUGGCCUCUUUCCGUACUACAAAGACAGGAAACUAAACUGUGAAAUUGUUGGUUUUCCAUACAAAGGUAACCAAACCACCAUGUACGUUGUGAUACCCAACAAUUCAAACAAGGAAAAACUAAAAGAAUUAGAAGCCACGCUAACCACUCCAGAAAUAGAUCGCCUAGUUAGCAAUGUCAAAUACACAGGAGCCAUAAUUAUAUUUCCCAAAAUGAGAAUCGACACCACUAUCGACUUGAAGAAAACCCUUCAAAUGUUAGGAAUGAAAUCCCUCUUCGACCCAUCUCAGUCAAAUUUAGCACUACUUUCUCCCGGAAUUGGAGCUCCUGUUGAAAAUCCGGUUAUCGGUGACUCAUAUCAGAAUCCCAUCUCAGUUGGUAACACCGGAAACGAUGUCAUAAUUUUCAGCAGGUCGGGGGCGCCUGUCAACUGUACACAGAUUUUUGAUCCAACCAGCAAUGUUAACACUUGUGAAGAAGUAGUAAAUGGAACGAACACACCACAAACCGUGACGUACAAGAAGUUCGGUAACAAAGUAGGGCGAAGGAUCGAAAGAAAAAUUACGCCAAGAAUUGCAGAAACUUUAGAUAACAUUCGGCAGUAUUUGAAUCGGCAAAAUGAUGCUGAAAAGUUCGAAAACCCGGGACUGUAUGCAGAUAAUGUCAUUCAUAAAGUUUAUAUGGAUAUUACGGAAUCGGGGACCGAGGCGGCUGCAGCAACCUCCGUUAGCUUGUCAAGGGAUGGAGGCCGAGUUACAGUUAGAGCUGAUGUUCCUUUCUUUUUCUUUAUUAUGCAUGAAGAAACUAAAACUCUGUUGUUUUGGGGAUCUGUAAAUACACCAACUCCUAAUUUUAAAUGAUUCGCGUUUCCAGAGUGAUUGGUGCAGCAGAUGCAAUACUUAUAACUUUAUUUUUCCAUCGGUUAUUUCAAAAUUUCUACCCAUACUUAAACAAGCAAAAAUAAUAAAUAUUGGAAUGUCAAAUAUUUAAACACUUACCAUUACUUUUGCAGAAUUUUAUGAAGAUCGAACUUAAAAAUUAUUUAAAGUGUCUGUGAAGGUAAUAUGAGAGGAUAAAUGGCUACAGCCGUUGUUCAAAACGCUUAGUAAAUAAUAAAAAAAUGUAAUUAUAUUUUUUAUAGGAUAAAAGUGUACAGUAGUUACGAAAGAACAAAUAAUUCAUUUUAGACAGCAGUGAAUAAACAUUGUUUUCAUUUUGUUAAAAACUGGCUCUACUUCCAGCAUAUAACCAUGUUGUCUAAGGCACUCCAGUCUUAUUUGACAACUAUCAAUAGGAAGACAACCAUGGUUCCUUACGAUUUCGUUUCUUUGCUAUUGUCGGAGCUUUAAUACAUGCAAAAAUAUUUAAAUAAUCCGAUUAAUAAGGUGUCUAACUUUCAUAAUACCCUUCUCUACACUAUUAAUAUUGUAAUAAAACAAGUAACCAGUGGACAACAUUAAAAAAGGUAACAGUUUCAAUAAUUUCAUAGUUAAAAUAUAACGUAAGUAUACUCGUACUUGCUCCACUAACGCAUCUUUUUUCCAAAUACCUUAUCUUAGCAGGUCGUUUUUUAGAACAGUUAAGUAUUUCGAGAGAUACAGAUUGACAUUUCGAAUCGAACGUACCUAACAAUUUUUAAACGUUCAAGUCUUAGUUAUGUAUUUAAAUAUCAAAAAAUCAACUUCAGAAUUACACACUUUUAGCUAGUAACGAUUUCCUAGCUGCACUAGUCACAAUGCUUGUAUAUUAUAAAUAGUUAUAGUAGCAUUUUUACAUGACAUUGAGUAAUAGUGAAAUAGUUACACAUGUGCACACAAUUGUGAUAAACUUCUUUUCUUUUUUACCGAUUAUAUAUUUACCUAUUUAUUUUGUUGAUGUGUAAGAAAUAAAAAGUUUUUUUAAUAACAA